CAUCUGGAUUAAGUCACGAUACAAAGAACUACAAAUGUCAACCAAUCCACAUCGUUCAAUUCACAUCGUUUUAAACCACGCCUGCUGUUGAGCAAGCACUGCAUCGGACAGAUAUACCCCAGUGCCUUUCAUGUGUAAGUGUGCAAACGUGAGCAAUGUCUGCAAACAGAGAAGAAAUACACACCAAUCUCAUCGACGAACCUGACGAUGACUGCAGCAGUCCAGAGGUGCGAUAUUCAGUAUUUCAGAACCCAGAUAAACGAAGCAAGCAGUUUUGCCAGGAUCCUUUCAAGGUGGCCACAGCAUGCCUGACUGCCUUCUGCCUCGUCUUACUCAUGAUCCUGCUGCUCACAAAUGUUCACAGGGAUAAGGCACGUUCAUCCGAUCAGGAUUCCCCGUUCAGCGCUGCUGUAUCACACAUGCAGAAGAGCUGCGCUAACGUAACGGCACUGACUGAAGAACUGCAGGCUGUGAAGAGAGAAAAGAGUGAACUGGAGAAAGAACGGAUGCAGUUGAAGAAAACAAUCGCCGAGCUUGAGGCAACCCCUGCACCACAAACCACUCCAGUACCAGUGAAGAAUCCCUGUCCUGAAGACUGGAAACACUUUAACGACAGCUGUUACUACGUCUCAGAAUACGGAAGGAGCUGGUCGGACAGUCAGCAGUACUGCCAAAAAGUAGGAGGACACCUGGCCAUCAUCCUCACAGCUGAAGAACAGACAUUCAUAUGGAACCUGCUGCCCCGUGGAUACUGGAAAUCUUACUGGUUCGGCAUAAGUGAUGAAAAAGUAGAAGACGAGUGGUACUGGGUGGAUGGAACUAAACUGGUAGAAAGUUUCUGGGAAGAAGGUGAGCCCAACAAUCACGGUAAUGAAGACUGUGGCUACAUUGUAAAAACAAAUGUUUUAAGCCGUGUGGCUACAAAGAGCUGGUAUGACGCGCCCUGCGUUAUGUCCUUGCCCUGGAUCUGUGAGAAGCUGCAGUCCUCUUGAACUUCAUCUUCACCACCAUCAUCAACAGACGCUCAUUGAUCAUUAGUAGCACAAGCUGUAAUGAGAUUUUCAUAGCAUUUUGAAUGUCUGCAGUCAUGGGCCAAAAAAAGCAAUUCAUUUUUUUUUU
Carassius auratus (goldfish) is the source of this 1119-nucleotide messenger RNA. RefSeq names its product C-type lectin domain family 4 member E-like. NCBI's taxonomy places the organism in Eukaryota, Metazoa, Chordata, Actinopteri, Cypriniformes, Cyprinidae. The transcript has 6 exons. The record is from RefSeq and is a predicted model, not a curated record. Bases 156 to 992 code for a protein of 278 amino acids.